UACCGAGGUUGGGGUCGUCGGGGACAAAAGCGAUGUCAAGAAGCAUGACAUCGGGGUCGAUAGGGAGGUACACUCUUUCCCACUCCGAAAGCGUGUCUUCGACCCUCGCCGCAAAGUGAGGAAUUGCAGCGAACUUGAGCAAUUACUUCAGAGAAUAACUGAAAUAAGAGGAUACACAAAAUUUGGACACUCGAAGGGGAGAAAUAGCAAGUCAAAGACAAAACAAAGCGAGAAAUUGAAGGUGGAAAGAAACCCUAACCUUCGCGAGAAAGAGAAGAGCAAAGGGAAAUCGUGCGGCACUAG
This is a messenger RNA of Sphenostylis stenocarpa, 303 nucleotides long. The record is from the annotation of a GenBank genome assembly. NCBI's taxonomy places the organism in Eukaryota, Viridiplantae, Streptophyta, Magnoliopsida, Fabales, Fabaceae.